ACAAAUUAGUGCUUAUGUUCACAACCAAACGUCAGACAUUGCAUUGGGACGGCUGCUGCUGUUGCGCCUAGAAACUAUAGCGAACCAACCUUUCACAGAUACCUCGUGCGUUGGACACGCUUACUCCGCGGCCAUGACAAAUCACAAGGGGCGCUAUCUUGAAGGUCUCUCAGUGUCGCUGAAGGCGGUUCACGAGCAGGGUGAUGACAUUCAGAGUGCCGAUUUCGCGCGGCUGUGUGACCACAUCCUGGAGGCCUUCGACCACCUGGGAACGAUUAUGUACUUUGCAAAAGUGGAAAUGGGCGGCAAGGUGGAGUCCAUCCGCAAGGUGUCAGCGCAGCUGAAAACCCUCCGUGAGGUGGUGGACGCGGACGUGCGCGCCGGUCGCGCCACCACAAAGGGCAGCUGCGCGCGCAACCUGCACCGCCUGAUGCUGGUCAUCACCUUCGUGCGCCUGCUGCUGCAGCAGCUGCUGGACAGCCCCAGCACGCAGCUCAAGGACGCGUUGUGGGUGGCGUACAAGGGCUCGCUGCACCCCAUCCAUACCUACAUGGUGCAGACGGCUGUGUGGGCAGGUCUGGGCAUGGUCCCCAGUCGCGCCGCCUUCAUGGCCUCCAUCGGCGAGGAUGAGGACAGCGCGCGGCAGCACGUGCCCGAGGUGCUGGCGGCGGCGGCCGAGCUGGCGGGCCGGCUGGAGCGCAUGUACGGCGGCACGGUCAUGCCCGCCUCCGACCUCACCUACAUCCCCGCCGCGCCCGCCGCAGCAGGCGCGACCAUGUAGGAAGGCGAGGGAGGUGCGGGGUUGCCGCGAGGUGGUGGGGGUUGGUGGUGAUGGUGGUGGUGAUGGAGGCGGGGACAGGGUAGUGGGCUUGAGUUCCAUAAUACGGUGAACGGAAUCGGUUUGCGUUGAGGGGGGCUGGUGUAGUGCGCAGUGAGGUGUGGGGGGAUUUUGGUGAAGGGAUGGGGAGCAGGCAUUAGGUGGCAGGAGUGAUUGUAACGUGGACGCCGCCCAGCAGGUAGGCUGGUGGUGAUGGCAUGUCCAUGGCUGGGUUGCGGCGCACAUGGCUAUGGGCGCGGCAGGUGGUUGACGGGCGCGGAGAUGGCCAGUAAGUUGAAUGCUUGCACUUGUGCAUACUAGACGCUUUGCCGAAGGCGGUAGGGGGUCGAGUCGUAUAUAUUGUAUAAGCGUGCGUUCUAAGAGCAGGGGAAGGACGCAUAGUGAAAUGCAGAUCCGGGCGUUGAAGUUGCCGGUACGGUAUUCAAUUCGAGUAGAGUUCUUCUAGGUGGUGGAGUCUGGAGGACAGGUUGAUCCUGUCCUCAAGCCGUCAGGCCUAGGUCCAUGAUGUGAGGAGCUAGAUAGGUUGAUCCCGUUUCAGCGCUAGCCCUCUUACACCGUCCUGGUGCCCGUCUGUCCUAGGCGCAAGCUCAACACAUUGUUUGCAUAUGGGGACGCCACGUUGGCGAGAAAGCCACGGAUGGCCCUAGUACACCAGGGGGGCAUGUCGCAAUGGCUGUGGUGGGUGAUAAGUGGGAGGCGUGGGUGGGUGCAACGGCGGCGACGGUGAAAGGGAUAGCAUGCAGGUGGCUUGAGGCUCAGUGAGUCGCGUGGCGGGCGCUGCUGCCGCUUGGGGGCUGGACCUCACUGGCCGUGUAACACGUCCAUCGU
Chlamydomonas reinhardtii is the source of this 1666-nucleotide messenger RNA. RefSeq lists its product as uncharacterized. The transcript has 3 exons. Lineage: Eukaryota; Viridiplantae; Chlorophyta; Chlorophyceae; Chlamydomonadales; Chlamydomonadaceae. The record is from RefSeq and is a predicted model, not a curated record. Gene Ontology annotation, molecular function: ceramide 1-phosphate binding; ceramide 1-phosphate transfer activity. Gene Ontology annotation, cellular component: membrane; cytosol; cytoplasm. The coding region runs from base 134 to 781 and encodes 215 amino acids. Gene Ontology annotation, biological process: ceramide transport; intermembrane lipid transfer.